Messenger RNA from Geodia barretti, 861 nucleotides. Lineage: Eukaryota; Metazoa; Porifera; Demospongiae; Tetractinellida; Geodiidae. The record is from the annotation of a GenBank genome assembly.
CUGAACUGGGUCCGUAAGAGUCGCUUACUGCAGACGCUGAGGGAGUUGGUGAGUGUGCGCCUCGCCAAGUUCGGGCUGGUGGUGCUUGGGAUAGCCGUGAUCGCGGCCGUGUUUUCGCCGCUUCUGUCGGUGCAUGACCCUAUCAAGAUAAACCCGCGCGACAGCCUGCAAUCGCCUGGCUCCAAAUACUGGCUCGGGGCGGACAGGCUUGGGCGCGACCAGUUGGCACGGCUCAUCUACGGCGCGCGCGUCUCGCUGAUCAUCGGCGGCGCGGGAGUUGGUAUAGCGGUCGUGGCGGGCAUCACCAUCGGGACGAUUUCCGGCUGGGCAGGUAGGUGGACGGAUGAGGUGCUGAUGCGGAUUAUGGACGCGCUCGCCGCAUUUCCAAACAUAAUAUUCGCGCUCGUGCUGGUUGCCGUCACGGGCGGCGCAAUGCGCAACAUCAUCCUGGUGAUCGGGCUUGUGUUCACGCCUGCGGUCGCGCGCCUCAUACGGGCGCAGGUGCUGUCCGUGAAGGAGCGCGACUAUGUGAUAGCCGCCGUCGCGCUGGGUGCAAGUCCGGCUCGCAUCAUAUCCUCGCACCUGAUACCGAACAGCCUCGCGCCCGUGAUAGUGCAGGCUUCGAUAGCGUUCGGCGCGGCGAUACUGCUUGAAGCGUCGCUGAGCUUCCUCGGCGUUGGCGUGAAGCCGCCCACACCCACAUGGGGCGGUAUGCUGCGUCAUGCCUUCGAGGUGGUUGAUCUAGCGCCUUGGCUCACAUUUACGCCGGGCGCAACUAUAUUCCUGGUGGUGUUAGCCUUCAACUUCGUGGGCGACGCGCUGCGCGACACGCUCGAUCCGCGUCUCAGGGGUGCGAGGUAA